AUGUCCACCACAGGAAAAUUACCAGACCUAGCAUCCGACGCCGUCCUCAAACCAUCCAUCCCCAUCCCUUCCGACUUCCAAGAAGUCAAAGGAAUCGACUACUCUCAAGAUGCAGCCUACAACCUGUCCGCAACCCACCUCAUCCAAUCCAUGUCCACCAUGGGUUUCCAAGCCAGUUCCCUCUCCCAAGCCUGUCUGAUUAUCAACAACAUGAGAUCCUGGAGGGGAAAACAUAGGUCCGAACUCGAAGAUCAUGAAUCACAAAAAGGAGAAUUCGAUCUGGAAGGAUUCCAAAAAACUACGAUUUUUAUGGGAUAUACUUCAAAUCUCAUAUCUAGUGGGUUGAGAGAUACAUUGAGAUUCUUAGUCCAACACAAGAUGGUGAGUGCGAUAGUUGCGAGUGCUGGUGGGAUUGAGGAGGAUUUGAUUAAGGUGUUGGCACCUACAUAUAUGGGUGAGUUUAGUUUACCAGGUAAGGGACUUCGUGAUCAAGGAAUGAAUAGAAUUGGGAAUUUGUUGGUUCCAAAUGAUAAUUAUUGUAAAUUUGAAGAAUGGAUCGUUCCUAUAUUAGAUAAAUGUUUAGAAGAACAACAAGAAGCGAUGUCCAAGCUUGGUUCGAAUGGAUUGGAUGCUGAUUCGGAUGCGAUUUGGACUCCAUCGAAAUUGAUUGAUAGGUUGGGGAAAGAAAUUAAUGAUGAGAGUUCGGUAUUAUAUUGGGCUCAUAAGAAUAAGAUCCCAAUUUUUUGUCCUGCUUUAACUGAUGGUUCUAUUGGUGAUAUGUUAUUCUUUCAUACUUUUAAAUCGUCCCCACAACAAUUACGUCUUGAUAUCGUGGCAGAUAUUAGAAAGAUCAAUUGUAUGUCGAUGGAAGCAUCACAAGCAGGGAUGAUUAUCUUGGGUGGUGGGUUGAUUAAACAUCAUAUUUGUAAUGCAUGUUUGAUGAGAAAUGGUGCUGAUUAUGCCGUGUAUAUUAAUACCGGACAAGAAUUUGAUGGGUCGGAUGCUGGUGCUAGACCGGAUGAAGCUGUUAGUUGGGGGAAAAUCAAGGCAGAAGCUAAAUCAGUUAAGGUUUAUGCUGAUGUUAGUUUGGUAUUCCCAUUGAUUGUGGCUGCUACUUUUGCCAGUGAGAGACCAGCACCAGUAGCAGAAUAG
Hemisphaericaspora subhashii is the source of this 1152-nucleotide messenger RNA. Its product is annotated as deoxyhypusine synthase. The transcript has a single exon. Bases 1 to 1152 code for a protein of 383 amino acids. The record is from RefSeq and is a predicted model, not a curated record. Gene Ontology annotation, biological process: peptidyl-hypusine biosynthetic process. Gene Ontology annotation, cellular component: cytoplasm. Gene Ontology annotation, molecular function: deoxyhypusine synthase activity. Lineage: Eukaryota; Fungi; Ascomycota; Pichiomycetes; Serinales; Debaryomycetaceae.